CCUCUCGCGAGGCUUCCCCGGCGGCGGCGCCGCAGCAACGACGGCGGCGGCUUCGCUCUUCUCUGUCAAGUCCGCGGGGCCGGCAGUUAUGGCAGCGCUGCGGAGUCUCCUGAGGUGGCGUCGCUGCCGCCUCCCCAACGGCAACGACUCGGAGCUGCCUCACCGAAGGCGGCUGUGGGGUAUCAGGGCCCGGCCGCCGGGCAGCAGCGCGGCGCCGCUGAGCAGCUUGGGCGCCGCGGCGGCGGCGGGCGCUACCGGCGGGGCGCUCGCCUGGUUCGUCUGCCAGCGCUUCUACGAGCGUCGGCCGUCACCUCAGCAGAAGGGACGGAGCGGCGAGGCCGGCCAGGCCCGCGCGCUGCUGCCCAUCCCUGUCGCGGCCGCUGCCAGGGAUACGACGGGCACAGAAAGCAGACCAGAUCUUCAAGAGUUGGAUCUUUAUGCAACUUCCCGGGAGCAGCGAUUUCGCAUGUUUGCCAGUUUAGAAUUUGAAGGGCAGCUCUUUAUGACACCAUAUGACUUCAUUCAGUCUGUUUCAAAUGACGAACCAAAGAGGACAAGAAAAUGGAAGUCUCUUUCAAAACAGGAAUUGAAUCAAAUACUUGUAGAAACUCCACCGGUUUGGAAAGGGUCCUCAAAACUAUUUCGUAACCUCCAAGAGAAAGGUGUGAUUUCUUACACAGAAUAUCUGUUUCUAUUAUGUAUCUUAACAAAGCCACAUGCUGGUUUUAGAAUAGCUUUCAACAUGUUUGAUACAGAUGGAAAUGAGAUGGUGGACAAAAAAGAGUUUUUGGUGCUGCAAGACAUAUUCAGAAAGAAAAAUGAAAAGAAAGAAAGAAGAGGAGAUGAAGAGAAACGUGCUAUGCUGCAUCUCCAGCUUUAUGGAUACCACAGUUCUACUAAUGCUGUGCUAAAAACAGAAGGAGAGGACCUGGUUCCAAGAAGCUAUUGGGAUACUCUGAGACGUAGCACAAGCCAGGCACUCUUUUCGGACCUUGCAGAGCGUGCAGAUGACAUCACUGGUUUACUAUCCGAUACUACACUGCUGAUACACUUUUUUGGUAAGAAAGGAAAGGCUGAGCUUAACUUUGAAGAUUUUUAUAGGUUUAUGGAUAAUCUCCAAACUGAAGUUCUUGAAAUAGAAUUUCUUUCAUAUUCUAAUGGAAUGACUACCAUCAGUGAGGAAGACUUUGCUCAUAUACUUUUAAGAUAUACAAAUGUGGAAAAUACAUCAAGCUAUCUGGAAAACGUACGCUGCAGCAUGCCAGAAGAGCAAGGCAUUACAUUUGAUGAAUUCAGAUCAUUUUUCCAGUUUUUGAAUAAUCUAGAAGACUUCGCAAUUGCAAUGCAGAUGUAUAAUUUUGCAAACCGUUCCAUAGGAAAAGAUGAAUUCAAGCGUGCAGUAUAUGUAGCUACAGGUUUGAAGCUUUCAAUGCAUUUAGUGAGCACUGUCUUCAAGAUCUUUGAUGUAGACAAAGAUGAUCAGCUGAGCUACAAAGAAUUUAUUGGUAUUAUGAAAGACCGAUUGCAACGAGGGUUCAAGGGCUACAAAACCCUGCAAAAAUACACCACUUUCAAAUCCUGUGUGAAGAAGGAACUCAAUAGCAGAUAAACUAUGAAAAAACCGAAAUAUGGGUUGAAGGACUACUAUGUUUGUGUGAUGACUGUAACAAGCAAACACAUUAGGCAGCGUUGGAAGCAAUUUCGGAAUAGAGAUAUGCUGUGAUGGAUGACAAGACACUUCCACUUUUGUUCACCGCUGAUGGUUUUUCUUUUUCUUUUUGGGCAUGCCUUGCAAACUGAAUACAGAAAUCAUGAAGUUGGUAUUUAAGCCAAACAUCUUCCAGCUGUAGCUAUGUCUUAUCAUCUUGGACUGUGAUCCCUAAAGUGCCCUGCUGUAUAAUUUUCAUUCACUUCAUUAGGUGUGAGUGUCUGUAGAGUGAGAGUCAUCCUCUGAAUAUUUCUUCUUACAGGGAUUCAAGUGAAUCUUCGUAAGGAUUUUAUUUAACUAUUAGAUUUUAUUUUCUAAUUAGUCAUCUGCAGAGAAGACUUAAACAUGUACUGAGAAAUAAGUCAGUAGGACUUACUCCCAGGUAAGUGUGCACAGGAUUGCAGUCUUAAAAUGGGUUAUAUUUACAAAACACUUACAACCAAACCCAAGACCCAUAUUAUGAUUUAGUAUUAUCUGUUUUUAUCUUUGUGAGUUGCUUUGGAUCCAUCCUAAUUGGGGGGGGGGAGUGUAAAUCAUUUCUUUUAAAAAAGUAUGAUGGGGCAACCAUUCCUGAUCUUGUGGAGCCCUUUCGAAGAAAUUAAAAUCCUGCUGAUCAGCUGUUUAGCAUGAAAGGACACGAUCUAGUCCUAAAAACAGCUGAGUUAUUUCUGCAACAGCUCCGGAUACAGAGCCCCAAGUGUUGGAUCAGUAACAGAAACUGCACGUAUAGCACCCUGCUCCUUCUCCAGGUGGGACAAAUACAUCUAGUGCCCUGAGUUGGAGAGGAGUGUUCCACUUUAAAUAUAAUAACAAAAUGUGAAUUGUUUUAGGAAUGUAUUUUUAAAAAACAUCUGUUGUAUUUAUUUUGUUUUCAUAUGCCAUUCCAUUUUCUUAAUAUGUUUGUUAGGCUGUUAAAUGUGCCUAUAAUUAUGGCUAUGGAGGGGGGGAAAUGUUUUCAUAUGAUUUUAUAAUAGGAACAUGUGGAAAGCAAAUAGGAAAUGUAAAAUGAGAUUUAUCCCGAAGCAGAAGAAAAUUUUGUAGCUCAAAGCUAUAAAGCUGCAUUCAGACCACUCUGAAACAUUAUGCUAAACAAGCUCUUAUAGUAUAGAUUAAUGUGAAAGUUAAAAUAGUUUAAACAUGGAAACAUUAUGGUACAGUGGUACACAAGCCACUUAAAUUGGAGUAUUUCAGUUUUAAUCCUGGUGUUUCUCAUUACAUUCUGUUGGACUAAAUCAAAUUUCAACUGGUUCAAGGAUAGUAGUUUUAUUGUUUAUGCUUUACUCAAUAGGUUAAUCAGAAUGUGCUGACUUCGGAUUAUAUAAUUAUGGAUAGUACUGCAAAAGGAAAUGUGUUUCCUAGCCUACUUAUUCUGUGCUAUCUUAAUACACAAUCCUUGGAUCCUGACAACAGAACAUAAUUCCACUUGCAAAAUGGGGGUUCCUUGGCUCUUCCUCAUUAUAGACCCGUUUCCCUACAGAAGCAGCUCCUGAUAGUCAGAGACCCUCUGGAACCUUAGGGGGCUGCUACUGGAAAGAGGAAUCCUUGGAAAUCAGGAACAUCCCCUUGCAUGAGCAAGAGCAACUUCUGCUUGCCCUUGGGCACCCUUGGUUCCAAGCCUAAGUGUUUUCUUUGCACUUUCUUUAGUUAGCUGAAAAUACUCUAGUCAUGUAGUGCAUGACUUAGUAGACAGAUGCAUUGUCUUCUGGAGUUAACCAGCAUGCAACACUAAAAACAGACCUUAAAUUUUGUGCUAGUUUGCUUCCAGUUUUGGUAGUUGCAAAACAAAUGGAAUGCCUGCGUUAAUGUUUAGUCAUAGCUUGUCACAGAAUCUUAUAAUGAUAAAGUGCCAUGAUUUUAUAUCGAUAUGCCAAUUAAAAGGCCACUAAGUAAGAAAUCAUGUGAAAGCUGCAAGCAGCAAGCUGCAGCUUUCAAGACUGCUUUUUAAAAUAAAUGUUCUAUAGCAGUAGGGAUUUUUUAGAAGAUAAUGAAUAGAUACAGUGCAAUUUUCUUAUCAUAUGUGCUCUGCUGACUAGUUCACAGACUCACUUGGCAGAACCUCUACACAUGAUAGAAGGCUAGGCGUUGCUUCUUCACUUAUGUGAUGUUAGGUGCAGAUACGCAGUUCAGAGGCUUGUGCACAAGAAUCAUACACCCUGCUGCCCGGUUUUGAGGGAUUGCUGGAUCACAAAUGAUUUUAUAUACCUAGCAAGGUGGGGCAAAAGGAGAGGUGUAUCUACACCAUUGUGCAUAGAGAAUCCUGGGCAAGAUAAAUGUAGGACCCAGCCCUAAUUUUCUAACGUUACAUGGUGGUACUUUUGGCUUCCUUAAGGUCAAUGGGAGUAAGUGAAGAAUUUCAGUAAAAUAGAUAUAUCACUCAUGAACUUUGUAUCCAGUUAAUUAAAAUCAAUGGGAAUAUAGGAUACAUAAAUGUGUGCUGGAUCACACCCAUAAUUUGAAACAGUUUAGUGCUGCAUUUACAAAAAGUAUGAAUUAAACAGAAGACAGAAAAAUCGAGUCAACACAGACAGAUUUAAGGAGCAAUUUGCAGGAAGAACAUGGGAAAAGAAUAUUUAAUGAAGUUUCGAAACUAAACAAAUGUAUGCUUUCCACAUCAAAGGCCAUAGUAUAGAAAUUCUGGCUUUUCUCUUUCCAAAAUGUAUAAUUUUACAUCACUGUUACAGGGAUUAAACUACAUGCAAGAUUAAUUCUUUAAAUGCUUCUACUAGAAUCCUUCCUUUCUCUGUCUCUCCCUUUAAAAUGUGUACAAGCCAGACUACUGUGGAGUUUUUCCAUUACAGUCAAACCUCAAUAAAUAUUCUAAACAAGUGCA
This is a messenger RNA of Podarcis muralis (Common wall lizard), 4538 nucleotides long. The record is from RefSeq and is a predicted model, not a curated record. Lineage: Eukaryota; Metazoa; Chordata; Lepidosauria; Squamata; Lacertidae.